UACCACAACCUUCCUUUCCUACUCUUUAUAAACCAACUGAAUCUCGUUCCCAACUUCCCCUUUCCCUUCUUCUUCUCCUUCUUCCUCUGUCAUUGCUUCAGUUAAUUCUUCUUCUUCUUCUCCUAAUUCCAUGGGUUUAGUCGUUAAUUCGAUCUCGUCCUCGGACUUGUUCUUCAGCGACGCGCUCUACAAGGCCGCGUUUGUAAUCGCCGUCCUGAGAUGGGCCUUCUACUGGGCCCUGAGGCUCCGCCGCAGACUCAUGCCCGACGAGGAUUCCGAUCUCCUAGAGUCCGAGCUCGACUACGAACAGUCUUCCUCUAACUCUUCGUCCCAUACGACGUCGUCUCAGCUGAUUAGAGACAGCCUGAUACGGACGACGUAUGAGGAGGUGACGAGACGACAGGGGAACAGCUGUCGUCAUUGGGACACCUGCGCGGUGUGUCUGACCCAGUUGGAGAUGGGGGACGAGGUCCGGGAGCUGCGGAACUGCUGCCACGUCUUCCACACGGAGUGUAUUGACAGGUGGCUGGACUACAACGGGCAUGAUCAUCAUGACGGCGACGCCGGCGGGCAGGAGGAUAAUCACAAGACGUGCCCGCUGUGCAGGACGCCGCUGCUGACGUCGUCGCAGAUCCAGAGUUUGAGCUGGGAGCAAAGUUCUCAGCCGAGCUGGGCGGUGGAGAGACUGCUCUAUCUAUUUGGGGAGGAUCUGGUGUUGUAGUUUUUGGUUUGAGCCCGGGUAGUGUGUAAAUUGUGAUUCUUGAUUAGUACAAGGAAAUAAUUAAAUAGAAAUUUCUAAAUU
Fragaria vesca subsp. vesca is the source of this 802-nucleotide messenger RNA. RefSeq names its product RING-H2 finger protein ATL47-like. Gene Ontology annotation, biological process: protein ubiquitination. Bases 131 to 721 code for a protein of 196 amino acids. Lineage: Eukaryota; Viridiplantae; Streptophyta; Magnoliopsida; Rosales; Rosaceae. Gene Ontology annotation, molecular function: ubiquitin protein ligase activity. The transcript has a single exon. The record is from RefSeq and is a predicted model, not a curated record.